AUGGAAUUCGCACUCGAAAGCUACACGCGGCUUCCGCCCAUAACCAGAACUGUCGUGACCUUGACAUUUAUCGUGUCGGCUGGCAUCAUGGUCGGCGUGGUACCGGCCAACUACCUCAUAUUCCAUCAAUACUUCCUGCUCAAGUUUCCUCCGCAAAUUUGGCGCCUCGUGACGGCCUUUCUCAUCACAAGACCGGGCCUGGGCCUACUCUUUGAUACGUAUUUCUUGUAUUCGUAUUUGAGCCAAAUGGAAGUUGGUAAUCCUCGGUUCCCACGAAAGGAAGACCUCAUUUGGUACCUUUUAUUCGUGUGUGGGACGAUUUUGAUUGUCAAUUACUUUACCGCCUUCGGCUUCAUGAAUUUUUUGCCUGCUCUCGUCUUGGCCAUGGUCUAUAACGUAACGCAGGAGCAGCGCGGAGUCAAAGUCAACUACAUGCUCGUCACAAUACCUGCCCAGCUGAUGCCCUACGCCAUGCUUGGCUUCAACCUUCUCUUCCCCAAGGGUGCCAUGAACCUGCUUCUGGAACUGCAUGGCCUGUUUGCCGGACAUCUCUUUGACUUCUUGACCAAGACGUGGCCCAACUAUGGCGGUGGAAGAAACUUGAUUCCCACACCCCGCGUUCUAUCGCGAAUAGUGCGAUUUGUAGAGUCUUUCCUGGAAACGAGAUUCGGAAGUGUCCCUAGGUCUACUGGCCAAAGACUUGGCGGCGGCGGCGGGCGAGGCGGAAGCGCAAACAACUCGGGUGGACCAUUGCCAGACGCGUGGCGAACAAGAGGUCCCGGUCAGAGACUGGGAUGA
Molecule: messenger RNA, 798 nt
Organism: Ustilaginoidea virens
Lineage: Eukaryota; Fungi; Ascomycota; Sordariomycetes; Hypocreales; Clavicipitaceae
Exons: 3
Coding region: 1-798 (265 amino acids)
Biological process (GO): endoplasmic reticulum unfolded protein response
Cellular component (GO): Hrd1p ubiquitin ligase ERAD-L complex; endoplasmic reticulum membrane
Molecular function (GO): ubiquitin-specific protease binding; misfolded protein binding
Source: RefSeq, a predicted model, not a curated record